GGCAACUUUUCCUUUGCACAGGUUUUGAUAAAUCUCCCUUGCUUUGCCGUUUUUUGACAGACUUUGUGACGUUGUUUGGCCUAACAAGUUGUCAUUGUUUCUGGAGAUUUCCACUUCACAUUUCUAGUUGACUGGGGCACCUCCCAGUGCAGAAACAUGAAUGAUUUGUUAGAAAGGAGGCACCGUAUGAUCAUACAAUAUUGCAUGUAUCCAAAUAGCUUAUUAUAACAAGAAUUCUUUGUGGGGGAAAAGGCAACAUGGCAAUCACAAGAAUUUUGACAUGCUGAAAAUAAUUUCCUGAUAGAGAAGCAUUGAGUUCUGGCAAUGGUCAUAGUAACCUGGCAUUUUAUUAUUAGCAAUUGAUGUAGUUAAUCUGUACAAAUUAGUGUUUACAUGCUCAUAUCCAUGGGGUACUCAUUAUUGUCUUACGAUUAAAGAGAAAUUGUUGACCAUAAUACAGCAAUUCCGGAACACCUUUUUCUUAGAAUUCUGUGUUAUACAAUUUCUUUGUUAUUCCUCUUAUCAAUGAAUCACUUGUUAACAAUAUGACACUAUCCCAUGAAAGCUAAGUCCUAUAAAACAGAAUGGUUAAAGUGCCCCAAUGGGUGUGGACCCGCUAUUCCUCUUACUGAUUUGGCUUUGGGCCAAAUUUGGGAGUGAAUUCUAAGUAAUCCCAUUAUUUUCAACCUUGGUCACACUCCAGGAUGAGGAAGCUGGACUUUUGUUGCAGGGAAGAUACGAGGUUGCUACCGAAAGAGUGGUCCUAGUUAGGUAGCAGCUGGCCAGGCAAGCCAGAAAGCCUUGGUGCCAAACAUCAGGGAGACAGGCAGGAGGAGCAAUCUGAUUAUGUAGAUAGUAAAACAGAGUCUGAUGUAGCUGUGCAGGUGUUAGUAGCAGAGCUAAGUGGCUUUGAUCAACAGUCCGAGUUUUACAUUGGAUAAUCAUCAAGGUGUAAGCAGAGACAGAGGCAGGCUGUCCUUUAUAAAAGGCGUUUUAUCAUCGGUUACGUCAAAUAAAAGCAGGAACGCCAAUCUCAACCAUGCAGCAAUCCCAACCAAGAAACUCAUUGUCUGACAAUCCCUGUUGGGCAACUCAGUAUCCAGGAUGUCUAAAAUUACUUAGCUGUUCAAAAGGGAAGAAAACAACAUGUCAUGAGCGUUUGUGGAGUAUGGGUACAACUGCCAGUGCCGCUCAACAGCCGGCCCCCACAGUGCCCCCUAGUGAAAGCCCCCAUGGAAAUGGCAGUGCAAGUUCAAGUACAGAAGACAGAAACUCUCUUAGCAUCCACUCUUUUCAGACCGUGAGCAUUCACAACAAGGCCAAGUCCAUAAUCACCAACAAGGUGGCUCCAGUAGUAAUUACGUACAAUUGUAAAGAAGAGUUCCAGAUUCAUGAUGAUUUACUUAAAGCACAUUAUUCCGUUGGGAGGAUCUCUGAGACCAUGCCGGAACACUAUCUUGUACAGGGAAAAUAUUUUAUGGUACGGGAUGUGUACAGCAAGUUAGAUGUUCUAAACACUACAAGUAGUUUUGGUGCGCCUAAUUUUAGACAAGCAAAAGGAGGCUAUGAAGUAUAUGGAAUGGGCCAACCCAGCCUGAAUGGCUUCAAACAAGUACUGCAGAAGCUUCAGAAUGAUGGUCAUAAGGAAUGCAUGUUUGUCUGUGUCCGUGAAGAGCCUGUGGUGUUCUUGAGAUUAGAAAAUGACUUUGUGCCUUAUACUCCCAGAAGAAAGGAGAAUUUGCAUGAAAAUUUGCACAACCUGGGGAAAGCACUUCGAGUAGAGAAUUUGGAACUUGCUAUUCGGAAAGAGCUUUAUGACUUUGCCCAGUUGAGCGGGAACAGUUAUUUUAUAUAUAAUGACAUUGAGCAUUUUAAGGAUGAGCCUCACUCUGUCAAGGUUGAGUGUGAAGAAGAUAUACACGUAACAGAGGAAGUGUAUACCAGGCCUGUUUUCUUACUGCCCUCCUACAGAUACCACCGUUUGCCCCUACCAGUAGAUGGGGCUCCUCUGGAAUCGCAGUUUGACGCUUUUGUAAACUUUCUCAGGGAAAACCCUUGCCUCCUGCUUCUCCAUGAUGUCAGCUGCCCCCCACCUGCUUUGCUUUUCAGUUGCCAGACAGGAGUUGGUAGGACGAACCUUGCCAUGAUUCUGGGAACCCUAGUUUUGUAUCACCGAAAGGGUGUGACUGAAAAAGAGACGAUCACCCAGAGCACCAAUGACUCGCCAAAGGAACGUUUUCAAGUGAUACAGAACUUUAUUAAUAUGGUACCAAAUGGAGAACAAAUUGUUGAAGAGGUGGAUCAUGCUAUUUCCCUAUGUUCGGAAAUGCAUGAUAUCAAGUCAGCCAUAUAUGAAUGCAAGAAGAAUCUGGAGGGCAUUGGUGAAGACUACAAAAUUCAGGGGAAUAGUACCAAAGAAUAUUUUCUCAGAGGAACCCUCAAUAGUCUUGAGCGCUACUUUUAUCUAAUAGCUUUCAACUUCUACCUUCAUGAGCAGUAUCCCUUGGCUUUUGCACUGAGUUUUAGUCGAUGGAUGUGCAUGCAUCCCUGGAUUUACAGGCUUCAAGCAACUAUGAAUUUGUCAGAACUUACUUUAUCUGGGGAGCUAAUAACCAAAGGAACACGGGUAUUGGUAUUGGAUGAGCGGUUUUCACCUGAUGUUCUGAGCACUGUGAAGGAAAUGAAUAUUGCUAACUUUCGAAGGGUACCCAAGAUGGCUAUUUAUGGCACUGCUCAACCAAACGCAAAGGCCACAGGUUGUGUUCUGAACUACCUGACAGAUGCAAAAAGGAAGUACUCCAAUAUUUUAUGGGUGAACCUACGAGAUGAUAUUGUAUUGGAAGGAAAUGAACAAAUAUUCACUCCAAGGGAGCAGAACAACUUGGACCAACAUAUUGCUGUACCUGUCAGUACACCAGAACAGCUUGAGAAAUUAGAAGCAUCAAUAGCCAGUCAUAUCCUGACUUCACAAAAGUGGCUUGAGGUGUGUCAUGAACAGGAGAAGCAAAUGAACAUGUUCAAAACAUGUCAGACCAUGCAAGAAAUCUUUAACCAGCAAAGAAGCACAUAUGCCGGGCUGGUGUACAAAAGAAUUCCCAUUCCGGAUUUCUGCGCUCCCAGGGAACAGGAUUUUGACAUGAUUCUUCAGGCUAUGAAGAACAUACUCGCUGAGGACUCCAAUGCAGCUUUUGUAUUCAACUGUCAUGGGGGAAAAGGGAGGACGACGACUGCAAUGGUCAUUGCAUUACUCACACUCUGGCACUUCAAUAGCAUUCCUGAAAUUAGUGAGGAUGAAAUAGUAAGUGUUCCAGAUGCCAAAUAUACCAAAGGAGAAUUUGAGGUAGUAAUGAGAAUCGUUCAGCUUCUGCCAGAUGGACACAAAAUAAAGAAAGAAGUUGAUAUGGCACUUGACACUGUUAGUGAAACCAUGACUCCUAUGCAUUAUCACUUGCGAGAGAUCAUCAUUUGCACUUACCGACAGAUUAAAACAGCCAAAAAUGUGAAGGAACUGCAGUUAAUUCAGUUAAGGAGCCUGCAGUACUUGGAGAGAUAUAUUUACCUGAUUCUCUUUAAUGCUUAUCUUCACUUGGAGAAGGAGACAUGGCAGAGACCCUUCAGCAAGUGGAUGUUUGAGGUUGCAUCCAAAGCUGGAGUUUAUGAAGUCCUCAACCAACUGGGCUUCAGUGAAUUUGAGAAUGUGGAGGAUCAGCCUUUGUCUCGGCUGCGUUAUCGUUGGCAACAGCAAAAUUCCAAUUUGCUCCCUUUCCGAGGAGAGUUUAUUUAGGACUGCUCUGUAUCUACUUGGUAGAUCUUUCUUUAUUUGGAUCCUUAGAAAAGGGUCUUAAGAAAGGCAAGCAAAAACUUGUGGUAGUUUUCUUGUGGUCACGGAAAUCCCAAAACAGUACAUAAAGAAUGCCUUUGGAAGUGUCCAUAAAGCAGUAAUGUCAUUGACCCUACUGUAUAAUAUAAAAUAGACUGAAUAACCAUACGUGCCAUCUAUUAACUAUUUUUUAAAAGUGUUAUUGCCUAAGAGUAAAUUAAAAAUGUUCCUAAAACCAGUAUAUCCAAUGGGUUGACAUGCACGGAAGGGCUAAACUUGGCUGUGUGGUUUAUAUACUCAAUCCUCAGGAGCUCUCUGUUAUGGCUGCCAUUGUGUUAAUAUUUCACAAGGAAUAAAAUUGCAAUGGAAGCAGCAAAUGUGUACUAGAUAUGACACAAAUGGCGUCAAACUAUGCAUGAAGUGACCAGAGAAGAAGGAAGAUGUACAAAAUGUUGGUUUUAUUGUUUAAUAUGUGAUUAAGAUACUUUUAGAAAAAUAUACUAAUAAAAAAAGCUAAAACAUGGCUACACUAAAUAGGAUGCAGUAUGCCUUAUUUAAGGAACAUGAUGUACAGCAAAACAUAGUGCACUACUGUGUAAGCCAAAAAAAUGUCAUGUUUAGUCAAAAAAGACUUGUACAAGUGAUACCUUAUUGGCUAACCAGAAAAAUGAUUGCAAAGUACAACAUUUGGGAGUUAUUACCUUAUGUCAUGUUAAAUCAGUUGAUGCUUGUGACUUCUUAGUGUAACAACUCUCAAAUUGUUCAUGUCAUUUUGAAAACCAAAAAUUUGACAUGUCUGUGAAGAUCGGUCAAGAUCUGUGCUGGACCCCACCAAUCAUUAGAGCACUCUACUAAUUUGUUCACAGCAAUCUGUCCAGUUGCUCUAGUUGGGCUCCAUUAUAACUCUAUGGAGCCCCUCUAAAGAAACUGGACUGAGAUUGCACUGACCAGGGGAAGUGCUUCAGGGCGCUCUUCUCCCCACUUGUUCUAAUGAUCAUCGUGGUCUCAGCGCUAAGUCCCAAACCAAUGAAAACUUCUGACCUGUCAGUGUGACAUGUCAAAAGUUUUUUGUUUGUUUUUUCUUAAUCACCGGGACAUUUUAUAUGUUGCCAGGGGAAAUAUAGUUUUAAAAAGACUAAAGGAAAUAUAUUGUAGAUUUUUUAAAUAUAUAUAUUUAAUGUAGUGGUCUUUCUGCCUUGCUGCUGUCCGGUCUGCAGAUGAAUUUACCUUCAUUCCCACAAAUACAGAUGAAAGAUCAAGACAACUGCAUGUAAUGCAUGCAAUAAACUAUAAUGUUUUCAGGAUAAGCCAAGAAGUUUUAUAAUGCUGUUACUGAUGGCUUUAUUUAGGCUAGGAUAGGUUUUAAUGCCUGUAGUCAAGUGAGGGUAUUAGGGAAUAUUUUCCCCUUCCUUCAUGAACUGGACCCUUGACGUAAAGAGGAUUCUCAGCACUAGAAAGGCUCAGGCUGCCUUAAAAAAAAAAAUGCUUACCUGCCUACUCCAUUAUAGCCGAUGUUCGGAUAGUAACAAGUUCCUGCUGAUCAGCCCUUUCUGCAUAUCUCAACACAGGAAUUGCCAACUCAAUCACUGAAUUAAGUGGGUCAUCGCUGUUAUGAGUCAUUGGCUAAGCAGGCAUUUUGUUUGUGUCGUGACAUGGACCAGGAAGAGCUGACAAGUGGAGAUUAGGCACCGUUGGGUCAUCAGUAGGAGAUCGGUGAUGAGAAUGCCUUUUUUUAUUUUUAGGUCAGCCUGUUCCUUUUCUAAAAUGUUUUUUUUAGUGCUGGACAGCCCUUUCUUAUGACAGAAGAAAGUCAAAGUAAGGUUUGUGAUGAGGCCACACUGUCUUUACAAAUGUCCUUGGUCAAAAUUGAUAUAAGAUAGCAUGGUAUUUUCCUUUUUAAAUCAGAUUCUACCUCAAAGAGGUAUUGGGCAGACCAUUCAUCUUAAAGCAUGUCCCAUUCUUACAAAUAUAUUUUACCUUUGGUUUACACUCUGAUUUGAUGUAAAAAAAAAAUGUACCCCCAUUUUUUUCGUUUGUUUUUUCUUUAUUUCAAUGUGUAUUAAAGACUCAAAUUAUUUCUGAGUUGUUUAUAUUUUAUGAUGUGCUGUUUGUGUCGCAUUUGUUGAAAGGUUUCCAAAAAUAAACUUUUCAUCAGCACUGCUGAAAUAAUAAAAAGAAAAGAAAAUAUCAACUCAAAUGGCAUUUAGUGGAAAGUCUACUUUGUAAAUACAUGCAUUUUAGAAUUGCUAGAUACAGCAAGUUGAAUUUGUCUACUGUCAAUACAAUUACGAUAGUGUGCAUGAGUCCAAUCCUUUCUGUAAGGCCAACAAACCUGUGUAACAGAGUUAAUAUAAACUCUGUUGUAUGGAGCCAUAGUGCGGCACCCAUGAAAAGUCUAUGUACCUCCAAUUGUACCAGCAUGUGUUUGUGAUAUAAAAUGGAGGCAUACAAAGGUGCUUAUUUCUGUUCAAUUUAAACAGAGUUUAACAGUAAAAAUGUGGCAUGUUCUGUCAGUUGUGAUAGUACCGAGGACAAUUGAUUCUAGGGGAGGUUAUCUCCAUAAAAUAAAAAAAAAAGCAUCAUACAUCAGUAAAUGUGGCAUGAAGCUUUAGGGACUUUGUGUGCUGCCAGACAGGCUUUAUGCAAUAUAUCUAAGCCACGCAAAACAGUUCAUGAAGCCUUAUGUUUUUGAUAACUCUUUCUUCCUUUAAUUUGUUUAAUCUUGACCAUUAAAGUGUAGCUGUCACUUCAGAAAACUUUUGACAUGUCAAAUGUUUUCAUCAAUGGGGGUCUGGAUGCUGAGACCCCUCCUGAUUCCUGGAAUGAAUGAGAAGUCUGUAUGCAGCAAGGUGCUUCUCCCCAUUAUUUCUAGUAAUUGGUGGGGGGUUAGGAAAAGUCAUAGAAAUUGGUCAAGUUUUUGUACUUCUUGUCAAAAGUUUUCUGAAGCCACAGUUACACUUUAAGUAUAAAAACAAGUUUCCAUAUAUCAUUUGCAUGUAUCAUAAGAAUGCACAAUUAAACUGUAAUACACAACCUAUCUAGGGGCCACAUAUCUCCUGAGCAGGACCAUAAAGGAAUUGAGGGGAGUGGUCUACAGUGCCACUCAUUAACAACUGGUAAUUUGUCAUGAGUUUUACCAAAUGACAAAAUGGGCCAAUACAGAAGAAAGUUGUGAACCAGUCAAUUAGAGAUGAGCGAACUUACAGUAAAUUUGAUCGUCACAAACUUCUCGGCUUGGCAGUUGAUUACUU
Messenger RNA from Hyla sarda, 7071 nucleotides. It is a transcript of the gene PALD1, whose product is annotated as phosphatase domain containing paladin 1. The transcript has 22 exons. Bases 1040 to 3784 code for a protein of 914 amino acids. Lineage: Eukaryota; Metazoa; Chordata; Amphibia; Anura; Hylidae. The record is from RefSeq and is a predicted model, not a curated record.